CCGGGUUGUGUCAGGAACACCAGCACACAAGCAUGACUUCCAGAUUAGCUGCGUGGCAGUGCGGACUAGUAUUCCUGGUGGCGUGCUUCCCGCGACAGGCCAGCUCGUUCCUCUUCUGCCCCACCGUACCAAGUGCCGCCUCUCGACCAGCCCGAACAUCGACCACCACUGCCGCCGCACCUGAGGGUGAUGCCUCGGCCCAGGAGGGCACCACGGCCACCCCGCCGCCGUCUCUCGACCGUUCCGCGCCCCUCUCCUUCAUCGCCAAGAACAACGUCAACCUUGACGGGGAAUUCCUCUCGAACAGGGAGGGAGAGCCCACGGCGGAGGAGCUCUCGAACGAGAACCUCAUCAAGAUCGUGGCCGAAAAGAGCACGGACGAGGAGGUCAAUGUCGUCGUGUGGAAAUGCUUGGGCUACCGGUACGACGCUGGCGAGAACGCGUGGAAGGCCGUAAAGGUGUUUCCUCGAUGGGAGGCCAUGUACCCGGAACCCCCCGAUCUCUUGGGGGUAACACGCGUGUACGAGAAGAGCGUCGACAAGCCCGUCCUGAAGGCCGUGCAGGCCCUGAUCAGGGCCAUCCCUUCGGAGCACAAGCGUUGCAUUGUGGAACAGCUUAGGCCGAUAGGAUUUACAGGCCUGACGCUGGACGAGCUAACUCCGAACAGAACGCGCAGGGCCCAGGUGACCAACUUUCUGCUGUAUUUCCGAGAUCAACUUUGGGGUGUUCCCUUGGAAGAGGUCGAGCGACGUAGAGUGGAGAGGAUCGAAGCGGCCAAACGGGAGGCGGAGGCUGAAAAAGAAGCUGGAGCGUGA
Molecule: messenger RNA, 815 nt
Organism: Ectocarpus siliculosus
Lineage: Eukaryota; Phaeophyceae; Ectocarpales; Ectocarpaceae
Source: the annotation of a GenBank genome assembly